UUCUCUUUCCAUCUUUUUCAAUCCGUUUAAGGUUAGAUCGAGUGGUUAUCAAUGCCGAGGCGGGGAUUUGACGGCCGCAGAUUAAUUUCACUCCUACGCACCGGCGGAAGAUUUUCACCCGGGAUUCAAGACGGUUGCGAUCUUUCACACUGAUCCAGAGGCCUCCUCCACAGGAAGGCGGCCGUCCCUGAGUAGUGGUACCCAACUCUAAAACUCACAUCUAUAAAACUUCGACCCGUUUUUUCUUCGGUGGUAAACAAAACAGUUGGAUUUGAUAAGGAAGACCAUACCAAAAAGGACUGCUACACCAUGGAUUGUUAUUGACUGAUAAUUUAGACUGAAUUAUUAAGAACUGGAAGGAAGUAACAAAUAGGGUACAUGAAGUUAUGCCUGUAGACUGUAAUAUAUAAACUCAGUCAAGAUGAUGACUAUGAUGAGCCGGAGAGGAGACUCCGGCAAGUGGUUUCAUGUCUCGGUUGUUGGCCUGUCAGGGACUGAAAAAGAAAAAGGAGCAGUUGGAGUAGGGAAAUCCUGCCUCUGUAACAGGUUCUUAAGAACAAAUGCUGAUGACUACAGUGCAGAUCACAUUUCAGUGUUGAGCCAGAGUGAUUUCAGUGGGCGUGUGGUUAACAAUGAUCACUUCCUUUAUUGGGGUGAAGUAACAAAAACAUCAGAUGAAGGAACCGAAUAUCAAUUUCAGGUUGUAGAACAAACUGAAUUCAUUGACGAUUCUUCAUUUCAGGCCUUUAAAGGGGGGAAAAUGGAACCUUAUGUGAAAAGAUGUGCUGCUACAAAGCUAACAUCUGCGGAAAAACUAAUGUACAUAUGUAAAAAUCAGUUAGGAAUUGAAAAAGAGUAUGAGCAGAAAGUUUUGCCUGAUGGGAAGGUCAACAUUGAUGGCUUUUUAUGUGUAUUUGAUGUCAGUGUUAUUCCUAACCGAACGCUAGAAAAGCAAAUUGAAACUGUUGGUGCUAUUUUAAACAAUUUAAUAAAAACAAAGAAACCUGUAGUUGUGGUAACAACAAAAAAUGAUGAUGGAAGUGAAGUGUACGCGAGAGAGGUUGAAAAGCUUGUUGCAAGAAAAGAAUACAAGGGGCUCAUACCGAUUGUGGAAACUUCAGCUCAUGAGAACAUCAAUGUAGACUUGGCAUUCUUUACCUUAGCAUUACUCAUUGAUAGAAAUAGAAGUCGUAUAAAAAUUGUACCUUAUGCAGAAGCAGCUCGAUUACGCAAAGAGCACCUUGACAUAACAACCGAAGCUUUCCAAUCUCUUAUACGUUCUCAGAUUACCGAUCACCAAUCUCUGUGGAGUCAGACUUACAAGAAAUUUGCAAAACACGACGAAUUACUUAAAUUCACGCAGGAAUUUGGCAGUGCCAACACUCAGCGGAUUUUUAGGAGGCAUGUCAAAAAAUUAAAAGACGAACAUUUUGCAAAGAAAGUUCAGAGUUACAUGGAUUUACUGCCGGAUAUUUUACAAGAAAUGGUUCCUGAUAUGUCUAUGUUUCAUGAAUGUGACUGGUCUACUGUGCAGAAACAUAUCAAAGAUCAUCCGGACUUUAAUAAUUAUUUCUAUAAUUGUGAAAAAGAUGUGACGUGGUCUGAAGGUGAUUGGGAAGGUACUUGUACUAAAGAAAGAAGGAUUCCUUGUGAUAUUCUGGAAACAGGAGAAGCUGAAAAUGUAUUUAAAAGCCAUGCGAGUGCAUUGCAACAAGAACAAAAGAAAAUGGAUAGAUGGAAGAAACAAUUCAAGCAAUUACUUGAAGAUACCGGGUAUGUUACUCCCGGAAAAUCACUCUCUGAAAUAAGAGUACUUUUUAUGGGUCGAGAAUGUUUUGAAGCAUUGUCAGAGCAGGAUUGUCAGAUGAUAUAUGACAGACAUCAAAAAGAUAUUGUGGAUAAAGCUAAACACAAUUUUCAAGAGCUGCUGUUAGAGAAUGCAGAUUUGUUUUACCAUUUUAAAAGUAUUGCACCAACUGGUACAAUUACACAAGAUGAUAUUAAAGAAAUCACUGAUGCACUCAAGGAUGAUUCAAGGUAUAAAGCUCUUGAUAGAUUGGACCAGGAUAGAAAAUUAAUGUUGUUUCAACACCUUGGAUUUGUUCACUGUCCGAUUCGAGAACAUUGCCCAGCGUUCCCUAACUGCAUGGAUGCAUUAAUUGAACGUAUCUUAUCAAAUAAAGUUCACAGACCCUCUUGGAAUCAAACAGGAUGGGGGAUUAGUGGAAAUCAGUUAAAUCUUGUUAUACUAGGUAUUAAAGGAUUGGCUCAUGAAUUUGCAUCUGAAAUUAGAGUUUUGUGUGAAGACGAUGACAUUGAAAUAGAUUACUGCCUGUACAGCAUUGAACUGAGGGUUAUUGAAGGGGAUGUAAAUUUACCACAAAAUUCGUUUAAAUCGUCUGAAUUUCAACCAAACGGUUGCAUUUGCCUUUAUUCGGAUUCUGAAAGUUUUGAAUAUGUCAGAGACAGCCUAGAGAAGACAUUAUUGUCUAAUCUUGAGCAAGAGGACCGAUUACCAUUCCAGGGCCUCCCUUUAGUAACUCUCUUCUUGCCUGAACCUCAUUUAGAAGAGCAAGAGUUGCUAAAACUACACGAAGAAGGACAAAAUUUAUCAGAUAGCCUACAAUGUGCAUACAUUGAUAUUUCUCUUGAAGACGAUUAUUAUAACAGGGAAAGGUUUAGCACUCAAUUAGUCAACAAAGCUCUUAGCCUUCUGCUUCAGAGUAUACAAGAAAGAUCAGGCGUGCCAAAUAUAUAUCAGGCAAAUAUGGACGGUAUGGAACCAGAUAUAAGAGUCAUCAUGUGUUUAUUCUGCGGUGAUCCAUAUUCUGUCGAAAAUGUUCUUGCUCCUUUGUUGGGGCACCAUUGCUGUUUUAUGAGCGGUGAAAGGAGUAUUAUGCUAGAGACGUUUCUCGGAUCAUCCAAGAGGAAAGUGGAAGUAAUAAUUUCAUCGUUUCAUGGAGCUAAUGCAUUCAGGGAAGAGUUGGUUCAUGGUUUUAUAUUGGUUUACUCGACCAAAAGAAAAGCCUCAUUGGCCACCUUGAAUGCAUUUUCAAUGAACAUACCAAAUUUACCCAUCCAGAUAAUGGCUGUCACUGAUAUUGGAGGAGCAAAUGCAUUUUUUACAAAUGAUUUAUGUCAUCUUUUAAUUACCGAGGGAAAUGCUACAGCCGAUCGGCUGCAGGCACAUUUUACAACAUCAAACUCUUCAUUUCAACAUAAAACCGCUUUCUACACUCCUUUCUUCAAAGAGGUUUGGGAUAAGAAGCCAGAAAUUGAACAAGCAUUUCAUUUAGAAGAACCAGCAGUUGAUAAUAACAUGGGCUUAGAAGAUGACCAGAUACUUCCAUCAAUGGGAAAUAAUACAUAUCAUUUGAAACUAGCUGCCUCUGCAAAUGACAUGUUAAAUUCUGACAUUUACGACAAGCAAGAAACUGAGGAUGGUUCUUUUUCACCCACGUUUUCACAUGAACAGAUGACACUUGGAAGUGCAAGUGAAGAAUCUGAUACAUACUCACCUCUAGGAAAUCCACACAAAGGCAAUUCUGUUUCCCCUCAUAAGCUACUGCAAGGGUUUCAUGUUUACCCUCCACCGGCAACACCACCCGAACCAGCCCCACCCGAUCAUCCGCCAAGACAUGUUCUUAGUAAUGCUACAAAUAUGCUAGGUUCAUAUACAAGCUUAGAUGAAAUUACUUGUAAUUCAAUAAUAUAAUCUCAAUGUUAAAAUUAAAUUAUUUUAUAUGUUUACUUGUAAAAAUGAAAAAAAAAAAAAUGCUGGAUGUUUGUGAAUAUAAUCAUUUAACAAGUGACACAUCAUUUCCUUUCUAUUUUAAUAGUUAAAAUAUAUGGCAAUUCACACUACAGAUUACUAAAAUAAUACUAACAAUUUUAAAAAGAAACUAAUCAGGUAGAUAUGGUUUGGUAUCGUGCUCUUAAAAGUUAGAUAAAAUAAUAACCAAUGAGUGGUCUCAACAUUUUAAUUCAUAUUCUCGAAUACUCUUGUUUACAUUACCAGGUUGUUUUUCUAAAAACAAAAAAAUAUAAUAUAAACUAACUAAAUUGUUGCAUUAAAUGUCAGCUUUUGCAGUGGAUGUAUUUUCAAAUCACCUGUUUGAUAUGUCAGCACCCCAGAGGUAGAGCUAAGUCACACAAAGUAAAUUAUGCACAAAUCAGAUCGUUAUAAUUGUUUUAGUUCUUAUGAAGUUAUGUUGGGUGUGCAAGUCAUUUGCGGGUUUGUGGAACUAUUCAAACACGUUUGGCGCCAUCAUCAAUCAGGAACUCUCCUUCUGUUUCAAUUCUUCAUUGAAGACUCGUGGCAAAAUGUGUUUGAGUAGUUCAACAAACUUGCAAGCAAAACAGUCCUAAUAAGUGUCCCAGUAUUGGUGAUGGUGUUGGCCUGGAGUCUUCUGGUAAAUUUUGAAUGUUUUGUAAAAACAGAAUACUACAAAUUCAGCAAUUUUACAAUAAAUUACUAUGUUACUUCAUUAAACUUGAGCAAUAACAAUUAAGGUUAAUGACACAUGAGCAGUUUUGAUUUGAAUAACUUUUACAAGAAAUUUCAGCCAGUUCCCAAAGAGUAAUUAUGGGAGGACAAUCUGCAAGAAAUAAAUUUGCCAAUUUUUAAAUGAUGAUUAAUUGUAUUAAAUUGUGAAAUUUCUUCCUAUGGGCUGGAGGGUGAUAAACCUGUGCAUGGAUAGUUACCGAUCUUGCCCGCCUAUCCUCACUCAUUUUUGUCAGACAGACGUAUUUCAGCGUUUUGCCUUUUUCGCAAUUCAGCAUGAGUUAUGAAUUAUUAACCGCCCCAAUUUUUUAAAAUGUUUUUAUUAUUAUUUUUUAUUAAUGUAAACUAAAGUUAACACACUGUUAACAAUUAUGCGAGAUUUUUUUUUUUGACCCCUUGUGACUGCUUUUUUCAAUUUAAUAAUUUCUUAUGGCUUGAAAAAAAGUCUAUCAAGAUAAAAAAAAAGAGCAUAAUUUACAAUUUAAGGAAAUAAUUUUGUGACUUCUGGUGUGUUGGUAUGUUUGUGUAUUUUAUUAAAGAUUCAUGUUGUUCAUCCCAUAUUUGUUUGUAAACUUUUAGUGUCAAAUUGUUUAUAGGUUUUAUACAAUAAAUGUUAAAAUAGAUAGCUUUUAAUACACUACUUUUAUUUUUGGUUUAUUUAUGUUGUGUUUCAGCUCUAGUCAUAGGGAAAUUUCAUUUUAAAAAUUAAAGUCUACCACCAAGAUAAUAAAGUAAAGAACUUUGUGCCAUACUUCAUGGUGAGAAACUGUGCAUUUAAUUUUUCUUGGGGUUGCUAACAUUAUUAUUGUACAGAAAAUUAAAUAAAGAUUGAUCAUAAAAA
Cimex lectularius (bed bug) is the source of this 5345-nucleotide messenger RNA. It is a transcript of the gene RhoGAPp190, whose product is annotated as rho GTPase-activating protein 190. The record is from RefSeq and is a predicted model, not a curated record. Lineage: Eukaryota; Metazoa; Arthropoda; Insecta; Hemiptera; Cimicidae. The transcript is spliced from 21 exons. Bases 422 to 3715 code for a protein of 1097 amino acids.